Linum tenue is the source of this 2492-nucleotide messenger RNA. The record is from the annotation of a GenBank genome assembly. NCBI's taxonomy places the organism in Eukaryota, Viridiplantae, Streptophyta, Magnoliopsida, Malpighiales, Linaceae.
CUGACCUUAUCUUAUUACACUCUUCUCUAACUACCAUGAGUUCAGUCCAAUCACCCGCAGUCUCGCCGGCAGAACUACAGCUAUGGCGGAAAAGAGCAAGAUUCUGUUAAUCGGAGGCACCGGUUACAUCGGAAAAUACUUGGUCGAGGCCAGCGCCCAAUCUGGUCACCCUACUUUCCUUCUCGUCAGAGAAUCCACUCUCUCUAACCCCGAGAAAUCAACCGUCAUCGGCAAAUUCAAGACCCUUGGCGUCCGUUUCCUCACCGGCGAUCUCUACGAUCACGAGAGCUUGGUCAAGGCGAUCAGGCAAGUGGAUGUGGUGAUUUCUACUGUAGGUUACGCCCAGCUGCUCGAUCAAGUCAGGAUAAUCUCCGCCAUCAAAGAAGCAGGAAACAUCAAGAGAUUCUUGCCGUCGGAGUUCGGCAGCGAUGUGGAUCAUGUCAACGCUGUGGAGCCAGCUAAAACUGCAUUCGCCAGCAAGGCUAAAGUGCGUCGGGCUAUUGAGUCCGAAGGCAUUCCUUUCACCUACGUAUCCUCCAACCUUUUCAAUGGCAUCUUUCUCGCCACAUUGACCCAGCUCGGAACCACAGCUCCACCGCGAGAUAAAGUUGUUAUCUUCGGAGAUGGAAACCCUAAAGCAAUUUUUAAUACGGAGGAGGAGAUUGCAACCUACACCAUCAAAGCAGUGGAUGAUCUAAGAACCUUGAACAAGAUUCUGUACGUAAGACCACCAGGCAACACAAUCUCCCUAAACGAUCUCGUGUCUUUGUGGGAGAAGAAGAUCGGGCACAUCCUUGAAAGGGUUUACAUCUCAGAGGAACAGCUCCUGAAGAACAUUCAAGGUGGAUAUAUUCCUCUUUCAACAAAUUCUCUUCCACAUUCUCCCUUUCUCGACACCAAGUCCCUUGUCCGAACCAGCGUCCUGUGCAAAAGAUGGAAGACCUUGUGGAAAGCCACCCCUGCUCUCAAUUUCUCUUGCUGCGAUGAGCCGAGUCGCAGAGUACACGUAGAAAAGCUUCUUCUGUCUCUCAGCUCCGAUCAAAAGAAGUCUCUCAGGCUGGUCAGGUCGUGGUUCCAUGGUUCAUCUGCGUUUCCUAGCUUCAGUUCAUUGACAACUUUGGAACUGAGGGAGUGCUCUUUCUACAGUUCUUAUGCCAAUCCAACGACAAGAACAGGUUCUGCAAUUGUUCCUAGUUUGAAGCGCUUGAAGCUGCUCCGUUGCAAGGCGGUGGAUCUCAUAAUAGUGUCACUGCCCCAGGUGUUGGACCUGGAGAUUUGGAAUCCAUACAUCUGGCCGAGUUUCAGGGUCGAGAAAUUGUUGACUCGAAAGGUCGAAUCGUUUAAGUUGGGUCACCUCGAAGACCUGUAUGGUCGGGGAGAAGCUUUAAGAAAAUCCAACCAAGUCGCCGGAAAGCAGCCAAUGGCAGAGCAGAAGACGAAGAUUCUGAUCAUCGGAGGGACGGGGUACAUAGGGAAGUACAUAGUGGAAGCUAGCGCCAACGCCGGCCACCCUACCUACGCUCUCGUCCGCCGCUCCACUCUCACUAGCCCCACCAAAUCCAACACCAUCGACUCCUUCAACAAGCUCGGCGUCAAGCUCCUCAUCGGUGAUCUGAAUGAUCACGAGAAUCUGGUGAAGGCGAUUAAGCUGGUGGACGUAGUGAUCUCGACUGUCGGCCAGGACCAGCUGGCUGAUCAAAACAAGAUCAUCUCCGCAAUUAAAGAAGCUGGCAACAUCAAGAGAUUCUUCCCGUCAGAAUUUGGGAACGAUGUGGACCGCGUGCAUGCGGUGGAGCCGGCGAGGACUGCAUUCGCGGCCAAAGCGAGCAUCCGGCGAGCAGUGGAGGCGGCGGGGAUACCGUACACCUAUGUGUCAGCCAACUUCUUCGCGGGUUACUUCCUCCCGACCUUGAACCAGCCUGGAGUCGCCGCUCCGCCGCGGGAUAAAGUCGUCAUCUUCGGCGAUGGAACCCCUAAAGCAAUCUUUAACAAGGAAGAGGAUAUUGGGACAUUCACCAUCAAAGCUGUGGAUGACCCGAGGACCUUGAACAAGAUCGUGUACAUUAGGCCGCCGGCCAAUACGAUCUGCUUCAACGAUCUUGUUACCUUGUGGGAGAAGAAGAUCGGCAAGAAGUUGGAGAGGAUCUACAUCUCUGAAGAACAGCUUCUGGAGAACAUCCGAGAGUCUGCACCGCCGCUGAAUGUGAUACUGGCAAUCGGGCACUCGGUGUUUGUGAAGGGAGACCAUACCAACUUCGAGAUAGAGCCGUCGUUUGGAGUUGAAGCGUCGGAGCUUUACCCUGAUGUUGAGUACUCGACUGUGGAUGAGUAUCUUACCCAGUUUGUCUGAGUUUUUUUUUUGUGUGGUGUCUGUGUAUUAUGGUAACUGGGGGAAACUACAUAAAGAUAGCUUUUUAGCUUGAUAUGAUGAUGAAAUAGUAACACUACACUACCUAACCUACCUUGAAUUGCCUUUCUAUGGAAGUUUCAAA